UCCCCUUAGUUCCUUCCGUCAUAUCUGGAAAGUUCUCUGCCCUUCCUUCAAGCCGUGGUUAGAUGCCAGGUUGAGAAGUAAGCAGUACAGCAACGUGGAGCUCUCGCGACCUCAAUAUAAGCUCACGCUCUUAUAAAAUAGACGUGCGCGCCUGGUGCACGGCCGUUGCAGAGAGACGGCGUAGCUGGAAAGUAACGCGUGUUGACACAGGACCAUCCUCAAGUAGUUGGGAGCCUGUUGUUUUGGAGCUAGCGUUGUCGCUGACGGCUGCCCACAUUUGGCGUGCAGGGAGCGGUAGUUUGCCAACCCGCACGGCUCGCCCGCAUUAGUUUGCUUUGAUUUGUGGCGCAGGUCAGCAGGAGGAAGGGAGUUUGAUCCACCACCGCAUGACAAUGACUGCAGAGGAGCAGACGAGUGAAGGACAACACAGCAUCCCCAUGGAGGGAGAGGAUAUCACGCCGAAGAAAGAUGGUGGUGUCUUAAAGUUGGUGAAAAGGGAAGGCACAGGCACAGAGUUGCCUAUGACCGGGGAUAAAGUGUUUGUACAUUAUGUGGGCACCCUUCUGGAUGGCACACCAUUUGACUCAAGUAGAGACAGAGGAGAGAGGUUUUCUUUCGAGUUGGGCAAAGGUCAGGUGAUAAAGGCAUGGGACCUAGGUGUAGCCACAAUGAAAGUGGGGGAGUUGAGCCAGCUCAUAUGCAAGCCAGAGUAUGCUUACGGAUCAGCAGGAAGCCCACCCAAAAUACCCCCCAAUGCCACUCUUGUUUUCCAGGUGGAGCUGUUUGAAUUUAGAGGGGAGGAUAUAACUGAUGAUGAAGAUGGAGGAAUCAUCCGUCGCAUCAUCACCAAAGGGGAGGGCUACUCCAAGCCCAAUGAAGGAGCUGCUGUUGAAGUCACUGUGGAGGGCACCUAUGAAGGGCGAGUGUUUGACCAGAGAGAACUGAAGUUUGAGAUUGGAGAUGCUGAGAGUCUCUGCUUGCCAUCUGGAGUGGAGAAAGCCAUCAUGGCCAUGGAGCAGGAAGAGGAGUCUCUCUUCACUAUUAAGCCCAAGUAUGGCUUUGGAAAUGCAGGAAAUAACAAGUACAACAUUCCUGGUGGAGCGACACUCCAGUAUAAAAUCAAACUGUCAGCCUUUGAAAAGGCAAAGGAGUCAUGGGAGAUGAACACACCAGAGAAACUGGAACAGAGUGGCAUUGUUAAGGAGAAGGGAACACAAUACUUUAAGGAGGGAAAGUACAAGCAGGCGUCCGUGCAGUACAAGAAGAUUGUAUCGUGGCUGGAGCAUGAAUCUGCUUUGUCAGAAGAGGAUGAGCAGAAAGCCAAAGCGUUGCGACUGGCCGCACAUCUGAAUCUGGCCAUGUGCUUCCUUAAACUACAGGAGCCAAACCAAGCUCUGGAAAACUGUGACAAGGCUCUGGAGUUGGAUGAGUCCAAUGAGAAGGCUCUGUUCCGAAGGGGAGAGGCGCUGUUCGGCAUGAAAGAGUUCGACAGGGCUAGAGAUGACUUCCAGCGAGUCAUUCAGCUUUAUCCUGCCAACAAGGCAGCCAAGAGUCAGGUGGUUCUGUGUCAGAAACACCUCAAGGAGCAGCACGAGAAAGACAAGCGCCUCUACGCCAACAUGUUCCAGAAGUUUGCAGAGAGGGAUGCCAAGAAAGAGGCAGAGAGGAUGAAGACAGAGAGCAAGGAGAAUGGCGAUGAGAUGGAGGUUGAGAAUGGAGCAAAGGAGUAAAUGUAAAUGAUGAAGACGUGACUUAAAGUUUGUCUUGACUUCAGACUUUUGUAACCUCAGCCAUUUGUGUUUUUAAGGUGUGAGUGUGUGUAUAUGAAGUGUGUCUGUGUGAGAAUGAGUGUAUCAGUGAGAGCACUGACUGUGGGUGUAUCCUUUGCUGGCUUUCUCUGUGUCUAGGCUUUUGCCAUGGCAGCUAGCUGACUGGGCGGGGCUUCUCUAGCUGAUGGCACCUCAGAGUGUGGCUUUAAAUGAGUUGUGUGUCUCCUCCCACCCUCUCAACCCACAGCUUUGAACUGUGCAUGUGUUUUCACAGCAUAUUGGGUAGGAAAAACAGCAUUCAGAUGUUAUGUUCGAGAUCUCAAACCCUCACCUGUCAAGGGCUAGACCAUUCACCCUGCACUUCCCCUCUGUUCCAUACCCUUUCUCACGAGUUCUUGCUAUCCACCCCACCACAAUCCAUUUCUCAUGGGCCUACUGAUCAACUUCUUGAGCACCAGUUCAGAUGGCUGUGUAUGUACAUUUGAUGCGUUUGAGUGGUAGAGUGCCUGUGUCUCCAAGUACGUAUGUAGCAGCACUGCAGAUAGGAGGAGUAAUGCGAUGUUAGCCUGGUAUAACUCCUGGAGUUCAAGCUUCUCUCUCAAUCUUAAGAUGCAACUCCUCUAUAGCAGCCAGGGUACAGGACUGUUCACCUUUACUUUGGAAAUGUUGAAUUUGUACUGAUUUUUUUUUCCCUAUGUUGUACUUGUGAUUUCUGUAUUAAUUGUUCUUAAAAUGAUGAAUAUAACAAUAAAUUACCUAACUGGAAUAUGUGCGUGCAAGCAGCUAGAAAUUAAAUUAAAUUAGCUUCUCCUGGCCAUACUCAAAUAUUAGACAGUUCAGUCUUAGUCUUAUUUUACUGUAAAAAAAAUAAAAAUAAAUAAAAAUACAUGUAUAAACGUGUGCAUAUACAGCUCAUCAGAUCCAAGCUCUUAAGGCUAUAGCUGAACAGAGAUGUGAGCUCUGUUUCAUUUUAGUCACCAAAGCACCUGUUGAGCAAGCUCUUCCCUGCAACGGCAUCAAUGUUGAGAUCGGUUAUAAUUGCACAGUACACCCAUCAAGUUCAUCCCAGAGAUCAGUGAGAGCGGAAGCUGGGUUUCUGCCCUGUCAGAGUCAGAGGUGAGUUGGAGGACUAAUUUGAAACAGGGCUGUGGGUGGUGUGUGACUACUUAAUGUGUUGAUCUUCUUUGAAAGGGUCACUGCUUGGUCUGCCCUGACUGAAGGAUCCAGUAUAUAAUAAACAACAGCAACAAAC
Messenger RNA from Myripristis murdjan (pinecone soldierfish), 3021 nucleotides. It is a transcript of the gene fkbp4, whose product is annotated as FKBP prolyl isomerase 4. The record is from RefSeq and is a predicted model, not a curated record. NCBI's taxonomy places the organism in Eukaryota, Metazoa, Chordata, Actinopteri, Holocentriformes, Holocentridae. Gene Ontology annotation, molecular function: peptidyl-prolyl cis-trans isomerase activity; protein binding. The coding region runs from base 387 to 1730 and encodes 447 amino acids. The transcript is spliced from 11 exons.